Epinephelus moara (kelp grouper) is the source of this 696-nucleotide messenger RNA. RefSeq names its product zgc:103586. The coding region runs from base 161 to 568 and encodes 135 amino acids. Gene Ontology annotation, cellular component: cytosol. Gene Ontology annotation, molecular function: cytidine deaminase activity; zinc ion binding. The record is from RefSeq and is a predicted model, not a curated record. The transcript is spliced from 5 exons. Lineage: Eukaryota; Metazoa; Chordata; Actinopteri; Perciformes; Serranidae.
CAUGAGCCCCCACUGUCUCGUCCCUGUCGGCAAACCCGGUCGGCUCAAUUUAAUUUCAUUAUAAACCAUUAACAGAGCUGUCAUCCAUUUUUGUUCCAGCUGUAAAAGGUGACAUAUUAGAAACCAGCCCACCCAAACCUGCUGACAGUCUCCUUCUGCAAUGACAGAUAAAGUGAACGAGUUGGUGUCAAAGUGCCUGCAGGCCCGGGACAUGGCUUACUGUCCCUACAGCCGCUUCCCUGUCGGUGCCGCCAUUUUGACAGCAGAUGGCGCCAUAGUUACAGGCUGUAAUGUGGAGAACGCCUCAUACGGUCUGACAGUGUGCGCUGAACGGACGGCCAUCCAGAGGGCCGUGGUGGAGGGACACAGACAGUUCACUGCCAUCGCUGUGACAUGUGACAUCAAGGACCGCUUUGUUGGGCCGUGCGGAGCGUGUCGACAGGUUCUCAUGGAGUUUGGAUCAGACUGGAUUGUGUACCUGACCAAGCCAGACGGCUCCUACAAAGAAACCAGCCUCAGUGAACUGUUGCCUCUGGCAUUCUCUCCAGCUCACCUCUCCAAGAACUGAUGAAGCCUCAGCACCAUGCUUAGACAUCAUGUGUUAGUACUUUAGUCUUUUUACCUGUUAUGUUACUGAAACUGUGCCACAGCAACACUGCACGUUAGGAAAAUAAUAAAACAUUUUUGGGCUCUAAA